Acanthosepion pharaonis is the source of this 4701-nucleotide messenger RNA. Lineage: Eukaryota; Metazoa; Mollusca; Cephalopoda; Sepiida; Sepiidae. The record is from the annotation of a GenBank genome assembly.
AUGUCUAACACUGGUUUGGCUUUUUCUUGGCAUGAGGAUUACAUGAAUAGCCCUUACCAGACCAGUGUCAGCUCACCAGACAAAAAACCAGCAGUUAUCUCCCUUGACAAAGCUGUGCCAACAUUCAGGAAAGGUGAAGAGAGGAAACAUCCUAGUGACAGUUGUGUGAUUGACUUUGACAAAGACGGGGAACCAAGCCCUCAGGACAGACUCAGCUCUUCAUUGGAGAAGAUGGAGCCCACAAGACAGAAAGAUUUUUUAUUAGUGCCUCAUAAGAGAUCUGACCUUAAUGCUAAACAACAGUCAGGAAAGAAAGAUGUUCAUUCCGUCCGUAAUCGGUCAGAUUCCUGCCACAGUGAACCGAUUUUGGUCCAUGAAAGUGCAAAAGAAAAUCCAACAAAUUCCAGAAAAGAAUCGGCUCCAGAUAUCUUUAUAUCUCUGCACGGAUCAAAAAACAGUCGAAACUUGGAUCCUAAACAAGCUGGCAAUCUUCAGUGCCAAGAAUUUAUGACUACACCAACUAUUAAUAACAUGCCUCCCAGUAAAAAAGGAACUGGUAAAUUUCGAGCUGUGAUGUGUGGUAAUGAUAUUAUGUAUAUCCCAGAUGACGACGAUGAAAACAGCCAAGGCAGCCCAUCUCCACCAAGCGGAGCCUCCAGCCCAAGAACCAGUGUCUCUUAUAUUUCAAUGGAAGAGGGGGAUCUAAAUCCAUCGGUUUUAAUUGAUGAUAUUUUCCGUGUGAAAUCUGCUCGAUCAAAUUCCUCUGGGAUUUUGCCAUGCAUACAUUUGAAUGAAAGUAUGCUGGAGAGCCUGCAAUGUGAACCUGAUGAAAUGUCUGAAUUUACAUUUAUAAAUGAAAUGAAUCAAAAGAUCUCCCCUUCAAAAUUCCCCCUUUUUGAAAAUUCUUCAUUGCAUGGCCAGACUGCAGAAACGUCCCCACCUACAAACAAAACUUUUCUCAAAAAUGCGCCAUUUACAGAUUAUAUUAGUCCGGUCAUUUCACAAACAGACAGACAGUUUGACACCCCAGUUCGAGAUACGUCAGAUGAAAUCCAGAAUAACUCUGUGCAAGAUAUCUCUAUAGACAUCAAAGAGUAUGAAAACUGGAAAAAACAGCCACUAAAAAGUAAUUCUCCUGGUCUCCGGGAUACUAGUGAUGAGGAAUCUGAUGACUUGCAUAUGCCAUCUGAUUUUGGUCAGACAUUAAAACCACGGCGACUAUCCAUCAGUGAUCAGGAUGAUGAGGAGGAAAACAGACAAGAAAGGGGUCGCACGAUGGUCAGACGCUCCUCUCGAAUUAGAACGCCUAUAAAAAAGGUAAAUGAGGAUAGUGAUGAAGAGGAUGAGUUCAAUAGCGGUUUACCAUCUCCUGGAAUGACUAACAUCACUAUCACUGUGGACCACUCUGAAAACACAUGCAGUUCCAACAAUUCCCCUGAAAAAAUAACCCCUUAUCAAGAUAACAUGAUUUUGGAGUUUGUCAAUGGAAUCAUCACAGAAUCGGUUAAAAUUGUGCAGCAGUCGAAAACUCCAACACCUGAUGAAGAAAAACCUCCAAGCAAUGAGAUUAUAGCAGGAGAUGCUUCCAUGCAAGAAGAAGCCACUGCCACCAGUGCACCUUCUGUGGAUGACGAAAUCCGCAUGUUCAUGAAAGAAGGAAAUGAUAAAUUCCAAGAUUCCAAGAAUUUUGUUCCUUCCAAUAAUACUUCUAGCCAAGAGCAGAAGUCCAAUGCUUUUGCCCAAAAAGGAUGGGAUCGUCUACCCCAUGAUAUUAGCGAUGCUGAGCUAAAGGCUUUUGCAGAGCACACGAUAUUGUACAAUGAGAUGAUACGCUCUGGAAGAUUUCCCCCCAUGAAGAGCCAGUUAGACACAGUCAGAGAGGAAUCAGUGCCAGACAGCAGUAGCCCAGACACUGUACUCACUGACCCACCUAAAACACUGCCAAAACCCAAACCUUCUGCUGUUCAAAAAGCCAAAAACACAGAACAUACUCAAGAUAUUCCAGAUUCAACAUCUAGUCAAAAGCAGUCACCAAAAGUUAAAACCCUUGCCCGGGAUUUUGAAGAAAAGAUACAAGACUUGGAAAAAAGCCCUCCUGUGUGUCCCCAGAACAGCCCAAAAUCAAAUUCAAGUGACUCUGAUACAGCACAUGUAAAAAACGUUAACUGUUCUUUGCAAGACAUCUUUCCAGUUUCAGAAGGUGGAUAUUGCUCCGGUGCUAGACAAAAAGAACCUGAGAAAAGAGAAAGUUUUUCAUCUGGUGAGGAAAGACCAGGGGAGACAGAAAGUUUCUCAUCUAGUGAGGGGAGACCAGGGGAGACGGAAAGUCAGCAAUUGCCACCCGGUAUUGGUUUAAGUCAACUAUUUUUUUCCAAUGAUAUUUCACCGACAAAGGACAAAACCUCUGAUGACAUGAUGUUCAUGUUUCGAUUAGCACCUGAAAGCUAUAAAAAAGCAUCAAUUGUUGAACUUAAUGACAGCGAGAAAUCUGAAGCUGACGAUAUACUUCAAGGUGUUCCUCUACUUGAAGAAGAUGAUGAUAGCAAUGAUGAGGACCAAUUUCAAGACCUCUUCAGUCCUGGACCAGAAUAUCUAUUCAGCUUUAAAACAAACACAGAUGAAAGUUCUUCAAAAUUCAAAGAAGAAGCCACUGAUGCAUCAACUGAAAAUCUUGACUAUAAAAAUAAAAUGAAAACAUCCAAAACACCGCCAGUUGCCCAAAAGCCAGUAAGGACCACAGAGGAUACAUUUACUCCAGAAAAGCCACCACCUAUUGCUAAAAAACCUGUAAGGCCACAGCAAGAGCCACCACCAGUAGCUAAGAAGCCAAUAAGACCUGACCCAAGUCCAAUUAUUCCUGAAAAAGCAACUGAACAAAAGGCAAGAAUGAGCCCUUCAGAGUCCAUGCCUGAGAAAACUGCAGUAAACACUAUGUCAGAUACAGAAACUUCAGGUAAGUGCACUGUUAGUUCAGUGAUAAAUUCAGUUACUCCCAAAAAGCAGUCAGAUCAAACAAGCCCUGUGCAAGGGUUACCCAGUGUCAGAAAGCCUAUGCAAGAACCUGUUAGUCAAGAAAUAUCUGUUGAAAACCAAAGUUCUGUCAGUGAAAAGAAACCUACAGUAAAUGAGUCAGUUAACAUUGUGAUGGAAUCUGUUAGGCCUGUGGAUAAAUAUGUUGACCCACAGGAAGUAACAAAUGAGAACAAAAUAUUGGCUAGCUCUUUGGAGUCACAAGCUAGCCCUAUAAAAAGAGGUGAUAUUCCUGGAAGGCAGGCAGCCAGCCCUGUCAAAGAACAAGAUGUGAUGGAGAUAGAUAUCCAAAUGGAGCAAGCAACCAGUUCUGCAGAGCAGGUAACCAGUCUUGUGAAAGCUUUGGACAGCUCUGUUGAGCAGGAAUCUUGUCCUGUAAAGGAACCAGAUAGUUUUGUGGAACAGGCAUUCAGUUCUGUGAAAAGGCCUGAUAGGCUUAUGGAACAGACAGCCAAUUCUGUGGAAGAACUGGAUUGCUCUGUGGGGGACAUGGGCAAUCCUGUCAAAGAAAAAGAUAGCCCAGAGAAGACAUCCUGCCCAGUGGAGCAGGCAACCAGUCCUGAGAUAGAACCAGAUUGCCCAGUGGAGCAGGCAACCAGUCCUGAGAUAGAACCACAUUUCCCAGUGGAGCAGGCAACCAGUCCUGAGAUAGAACCAGAUUGCCCAGUGGAGCAGGCAACCAGUCCUGAGAUAGAACCAGAUUGCCCAGUGGAGCAGGCAACCAGUCCUGAGAUAGAACCAGAUUGCCCAGUGGAGCAGGCAACCAGUCCUGAGAUAGAACCAGAUUGCCCAGUGGAGCAAGCAACUGGCCUGCUAGAACCAGAUUGCCUAGCAGAGCAAGAAUUUUGUUCUGUGGUGAAACCAGAUAGCUUAUUGGGGCAAACAACAACCAGCCCUGUGAAGAAACCAGAUAGCCCUGAAAAUGAGCCUACUAGCUCUGUGCGGCAACCUGAAGAGCCUGUGAAUCAAGGAGCCAGUUCUAUGAGCCAGACUGCCUGUUCUGUAAAUGUACAAACCAUCCCUAGGAUGGAACCUGUUAAACCAGAAAAGCAACUGGAUAACCCUGAAAACAUAAAUAACAUUAACCCAAUGAACUCCACAGCUACUUCUGUUAGCCCUAAAAUGGCCACUGGACAAGCUGAAAAUGAGUCUCUGACAACAUGCCAACAAAACUCAUCAGAAAAAUCAAAAGGUCUUCAGUCAACAAGUGACCCAUGUCUGACCUUCACUGAUUCCACAGGAAUUGACGUCAGGAUGGAAAAACAUAUGACUCUUGAAGAUCAAACUUGUUCACAAUCACCAAUCAAUAAGCCUCUAGAGCUGUUAGGCCAAGAGGAAAAACGUUUAUCCAUUGAUUUAACUGACCAGACUGAUGUAAGUGAGGCCAGUAAUGUGUCGACAUACAUGCCAGCUAUGUCAAGUAUCGAGAGUGAAGAUUGCUGGUUCGACAGCCAACCUGAUUCAUCAGAGACGGAUUUGCUGCGGGAGGAUUCAGAUUAUGAACGAAUGAUUGCCGCAUACAAAUCCAGCCAGAUCCAAAAUUUAAGCACCGAAGAUGACGAGACUGCCAGCAAUGUAACUCUGCACAGUGACCCCUCGUCGGCCUCACAGUCAGAAACUAAAAGUCAAGAUGGAGAAGAGAACGCUAAAGAUUCUCACAGCAAUUGUUGA